This is a messenger RNA of Eurytemora carolleeae, 842 nucleotides long. RefSeq lists its product as uncharacterized. NCBI's taxonomy places the organism in Eukaryota, Metazoa, Arthropoda, Copepoda, Calanoida, Temoridae. Bases 26 to 802 code for a protein of 258 amino acids. The transcript is spliced from 9 exons. The record is from RefSeq and is a predicted model, not a curated record. Gene Ontology annotation, biological process: proteolysis. Gene Ontology annotation, molecular function: metalloendopeptidase activity.
AUUUUUUUCAUUUGAUAUUUCAGAAAUGAAUUUUUUUAUUCUUUUUUGUGUUUUCAGCCAAGCUGUAACUAUCAUUCAAGGACAAAGAAAAGUUGAUAACAGAGGAGUUAAAAACUACAGCAGGAGAACAGUAGAAGUUGGAGUCUAUCUAGAUAAAUAUGUGUGGAAUACAAUGAAACAACAUGUUAAAGGAUCUGAUAGUGUUGUUCAAAGAGCAACAGAAACCAUGAUAAAACAACUGUUUAAAGAUACCGCAGUUCUAUUCAGAGAUUCAUCAAUUUCCAAAAAUGGGGGUUUUGAUCUUGUUGUAAAUGGUAUUAUGAUUAUAAAGGACGAUAAAGAUCGUGAAUUUAGCCCGAUACAUGAAACAACUGAUCAAGGAAGACAACUUGACGUUUUCCAGAAAUAUGCUGAAUCAAGAAACAACCCUGAUGACAAAAAAAGGAAUAGUUAUGACAUAAGUUUCCUUCUGACUGGAAAUAAUAGAGGAGGAUCAUCUGGAUAUUCUCAUGUUGAUAGGGUUUGCCACUUGAGUGGUGUUGGAGUGAUGGCACUGAGUUUGAAGAAUGGAAAACAUAACUGGGCUCACAUAUUGUUUGCUCAUGAGCUGGGACAUCUUAUGGGAGUAGCUGAUCAUGAUGGAACUAAAUCUGCCAGAGGAUGCUCAGGAAAAACUAUAAUGACUCCCACUGUUAGAUAUGAUUAUACAAAAUGGAGUGCCUGUUCAAGGAAGCAAAUAGAUGAUGCAUAUGACAGGCGUGAGAGUAACAGGGAAACAAAUGGAAACUGUUUUUAUGUUUAAGAAGUUGGAAGUAGUUGUAAUAAAAAUUGGAAAUAAUUAA